AUGGACGGCUACGGCACCGUGGCGCACUCGCCCUCCAACUGGCCCCCUGGUGACGACAGUGCGCCGCACGAGCCUCCCGUGGGCGGGCUGUUCUUCAUCUACGUCUCCAGCCUGCCGCCCGUGGGGCCCAAGAGCAUGCGGCGCGUGGUGAUCGCCAACAGCCACCCGCUGUUCGGCGUGGUGGUGCAGAUGGCGCUGGACGCGCAUGCGCGGCAGGCGGACGUCAAGGUGGGCUACCUGGGGGAGUCCAACCUGUGUCCCAACUGCUGGGACUUCGGGAUGCUGCAGGUGAUGGCGGGCUAG
Ostreobium quekettii is the source of this 303-nucleotide messenger RNA. The record is from the annotation of a GenBank genome assembly. Lineage: Eukaryota; Viridiplantae; Chlorophyta; Ulvophyceae; Bryopsidales; Ostreobiaceae.